GAGAGAGAACACUGUGAAGGAAUAAGAAUAAAAAAUAAAAAGAAGACCCCUCCUAUUUCGUCCGCUUCUGACCUCAUACAUCCAUAGCCCAAAUGCUUCUCAAUCUUUGAUUCGAAUGCGUGGUAUCGUAUCUUGGGUAACAUCUGCUGCACGUCAUAAACCACACACAAAUGCGUUGCCUGAUUCAAGAGGCUUGAAGAAAGGAGAAGGGAAAAAGAGAGAGAAUUAAAAAUAAAGCACCGCGAUAUCACGCUUUCUUAGUCAACCGCUGCCCCCCGCGUAAAUGCCGUCACCGUCCAAGCAGAGGAAGGUGGCCAUUGUCGGCAGCCGAUCCGUAGGCAAAUCCUCCCUCGCCGUUCAGUUCGUCGACGGCCACUUCGUCGAGAGCUACUAUCCCACCAUAGAGAACACGUUCAGCAAAGUGAUCCGCUUCAAGGGCCAGGACUAUGCUACCGAGAUCGUCGACACGGCCGGACAGGACGAGUACAGCAUCCUGAACUCGAAGCACUUCAUCGGCAUCCAUGGCUACAUGCUCGUGUACUCGGUAUCCUCGCUGCCCUCGUUCGAGAUGGUGCGCGUGAUCCGCGAGAAGAUUCUGAACCACCUGGGUACGGAUUGGGUGCCGAUCGUCAUCGUGGGCAACAAGAGCGACCUCCGGCCGGAGCAGCGGCAGGUCAGCCAGGACGACGGGCGCAAGCUCUCGGAGGAGUUCAACUGCGCGUGGACCGAGGCCAGCGCCCGCUACAACGAGAACGUCGGUAAGGCCUUCGAGCUCCUCAUCGCGCAGGUCGAGAAAUCCCAGAACCCGAACGAGGCGACCGACUCCGGGAAGUGCGUCGUCAUGUGAGGGGUUAGGGGGGGGGCGUCGGGAACGAGACGACUCGAGACGGGGGGGACGAGAGGAGAUUCGGGGAUAUAUGGCUACGGCAAUGGAAAUGGCAAUAGCUAUGGCCCAAUUGGGAUUCAAACUGUUUCGCGGCGAGUUUCAUAGGAAUACGUAGGAAUUGCAAUGCGAUACGAUACGAUAGUACGUUGGAAUAAAUUAGAAACGGGAGAAGGGCAAGUCGUCGAUAGGGGUGAUAGGCGACAGGGCUACUGCUGAAGCAACUACGUUUAAGGGUAUGAGUAGGUACGUUGGCAUGUCGUUACGUGGUUAGAGGUGCUGGUUUAUUUAUCUUCAUUUGACGUUGCAAUCUUCGAUCACGCGCGCUUACUUAUACGACCUGGUAAUCUGGUCUGGCAGAUGUCGGUGUUUCGUUGUGGGUUGUAUGCAUGUAUAUACUUAGCUGAGAAGCUUGAAUUUGGUCAAGGAGUCAAUUGGAUUUGUUUACGCCAUUGGAUUUUCUUGAGUGGUGUAUGUCUUCUUUUUUACAAUAAUUGAAUCGUGUUAAAUGAUAAUGCCAUGAUGUGAAAUGUCAGAUAGUGUUUGCAUCUGGAAGGACGAAAAGGGGUAGGGUACUGGAGCUAAGCUGGGAGAUCGAAAAGCGAAAGUCGAAGUUCCAAUACGAGGGGCAGAGGGGCAGAGGGGCACAGAAGGGUACGUA
This is a messenger RNA of Annulohypoxylon truncatum, 1544 nucleotides long. RefSeq names its product rheb small monomeric GTPase RhbA. Bases 284 to 847 code for a protein of 187 amino acids. Gene Ontology annotation, cellular component: plasma membrane. NCBI's taxonomy places the organism in Eukaryota, Fungi, Ascomycota, Sordariomycetes, Xylariales, Hypoxylaceae. The record is from RefSeq and is a predicted model, not a curated record. Gene Ontology annotation, biological process: small GTPase-mediated signal transduction. Gene Ontology annotation, molecular function: GTPase activity; GDP binding; GTP binding. The transcript has 5 exons.